AUGGCUGCCGCCAUCCAAACCGUCUCCGAGAGCAAGGAGCUCCGCGGGCUCAACCUGAUCGCAGCGCACUCUCAUAUUCGCGGUCUAGGGGUAGACCCAGAUACUUUGGAGCCGCGGAGCUCAUCCCAGGGACUUGUCGGGCAGGAGAAGGCGCGUAAAGCUGCGGCAGUCAUUCUGCAGAUGGUGAAGGAGGGAAAGAUUGCAGGACGGGCAGUGUUGAUUGCUGGACCUCCAAGUACCGGAAAGACAGCUAUUGCCAUGGGCAUGUCACAAGCCCUCGGCUCAGAUGUUCCCUUCACAAUGGUAGCCUCGUCCGAGAUCUUCUCCCUCGAAAUGUCCAAGACCGAAGCUCUUGAGCAAGCGUUCCGCAAAUCUAUAGGCGUACGGAUAAAAGAGGAGAGCGAGAUGAUCGAGGGAGAGGUCGUCGAGAUUCAAACUGACCGGAGUGUUACAGGAGGCACUAAGCAGGGCAAGCUCACAAUCAAGACCACAGAUAUGGAAUCUGUCUACGACAUGGGCAGCAAAAUGAUCGAUGCCAUGACUAAAGAGCGGGUAAUGGCCGGCGACAUCAUCUCCAUAGAUAAGUCCUCGGGAAAGAUUAGCAAGCUCGGCCGCUCGUUCGCCAAAUCUCGCGACUACGAUGCCAUGGGCGUCGACACAAAGUUUCUGCAGUGCCCAGACGGCGACCUGCAAAAGCGCAAGGAAGUCGUGCACACUGUAUCCCUUCACGAAAUCGAUGUCAUCAAUUCUCGCACGCAAGGUUUCUUGGCCCUUUUCUCCGGCGAUACUGGUGAGAUCCGUAGCGAAGUUCGCGACCAGAUCAACACCAAAGUAGCCGAGUGGAAGGAGGAAGGCAAGGCUGAGAUCGUACCCGGUGUCCUAUUCAUCGACGAAGUGCAUAUGCUGGAUAUUGAGUGCUUUUCAUUCAUCAAUCGCGCGCUCGAGGACGAGCUGGCUCCCAUCGUCAUCAUGGCGUCCAACAGAGGCAACUCUCGCAUCCGCGGCACCAACUACAGAAGUCCCCACGGUCUCCCGCUGGAUUUCCUCGAUCGCGUAGUCAUCGUCAGCACACACGCCUACAACACGGAAGAGAUCCAGCAAAUACUCUCCAUUCGCGCCCAAGAAGAAGAGGUCGAGGUCACGCCCGACGCUCUGGCCCUCCUCACCAAAAUCGGCCAAGAGACCGGCCUUCGCUACGCGAGCAAUCUCAUCACGACCAGCCAACUCAUCUCGGCGAAGCGAAAGGCGAAGCAGGUCACGAUUGAGGAUGUACAGCGUAGUUUCCAGCUCUUCUACGAUAGCGGGCGGAGCGUAAAGUUCGUGAGUGAGUUUGAGAAACGGCUGAUUGGGGAUUCGGGGGCAGUGAACCUUUCUUUUACAAAUGGGCACGGGGAUGCGAUGGAGCUUUCGUGA
Drepanopeziza brunnea f. sp. 'multigermtubi' MB_m1 is the source of this 1413-nucleotide messenger RNA. NCBI's taxonomy places the organism in Eukaryota, Fungi, Ascomycota, Leotiomycetes, Helotiales, Drepanopezizaceae. The record is from RefSeq and is a predicted model, not a curated record.